CCUGCCGGCGCCUGCGCGGUAGCGGAGGGGGACGCGGAGCGGAGCCCGGCACUCGGCAACGCUCGGCGGUAUCCGUGCAGGCCAGGCCGCCAUUUUCUCUCAGCGUCCCCGUGCGCGGCUCCUGUCCCGCUGCCCGCGCUCUGUCCUGCUCGGCGAUGGACGGCAUUGUCACUGAUGUUGCAGUUGGUGUGAAGAGAGGAUCUGACGAACUUCUUUCAGGCAGUGUACUCAGUAGCCCGAACUCUAACAUGAGCAGCAUGGUAGUUACUGCCAAUGGUAAUGACAACAAGAAAUUCAAAGGUGAUGAUAAAAUGGAUGGGGCUCCUUCUCGUGUUCUUCAUAUCAGGAAAUUGCCUGGGGAAGUGACAGAAACAGAAGUUAUUGCUUUAGGUUUACCUUUUGGUAAAGUAACCAACAUCCUGAUGCUGAAAGGGAAAAACCAGGCAUUUUUGGAACUUGCCACAGAAGAAGCAGCUAUCACUAUGGUUAAUUACUACUCUGCUGUGACACCUCAUCUUCGUAACCAACCCAUUUAUAUCCAGUAUUCCAAUCAUAAAGAACUAAAGACUGAUAACACACUUAACCAGCGGGCCCAAGCUGUUCUUCAGGCAGUGACGGCUGUGCAGGCAUCAAACGCUCCCAUCAGUGGGACCACUGUUAGUGAGAGUGCAGUGACUCCAGCUCAGAGUCCAGUACUUAGAAUAAUUAUUGACAACAUGUACUAUCCAGUAACCCUGGAUGUUCUUCAUCAGAUAUUCUCUAAAUUUGGUGCUGUAUUGAAGAUAAUCACAUUCACAAAGAAUAACCAGUUUCAAGCUUUACUGCAGUUUGGUGAUCCAGUAAACGCACAGCAAGCAAAACAAGCCUUAGAUGGUCAAAAUAUUUAUAAUGCUUGCUGUACCCUACGAAUUGAUUUUUCCAAAUUGGUGAACUUGAAUGUCAAGUACAACAACGAUAAAAGCAGAGACUACACUCGUCCUGACCUUCCAUCUGGUGAUGGACAGCCAACGCUGGACCCAGCUAUUGCUGCAGCAUUUGCAAAGGAGACCUCUCUUCUAGGGCUUCCUGUUGCAGCUGUUCCAGGAGCUCUGAGUCCUUUGGCUAUUCCAAAUGCUGCUGCUGCAGCUGCAGCUGCUGCUGCUGGCCGUGUGGGAAUGCCUGGGGUUUCAGCUGGUGGCAAUACAGUCCUCCUGGUUAGCAAUUUAAAUGAAGAGAUGGUUACGCCCCAAAGUCUGUUUACCCUCUUCGGUGUUUAUGGUGAUGUGCAGCGUGUGAAGAUUUUAUACAAUAAGAAAGAUAGUGCCCUUAUACAGAUGGCCGAUGGAAACCAGUCACAGCUGGCCAUGAGCCAUCUUAAUGGACAAAAAAUGUAUGGAAAGAUUAUUCGGGUCACCCUUUCUAAACAUCAGACAGUACAACUACCUCGAGAGGGACUUGAUGACCAAGGGCUGACUAAAGAUUUUGGUAAUUCACCUUUGCAUCGCUUCAAGAAACCUGGUUCAAAAAACUUUCAAAAUAUAUUCCCUCCUUCUGCAACACUUCACCUGUCCAAUAUUCCACCAUCGGUAGCAGAAGAGGAUCUACGCACAUUGUUUGCUAACACUGGAGGCACUGUGAAAGCAUUUAAAUUUUUUCAAGAUCACAAGAUGGCACUUCUUCAGAUGUCAACAGUAGAAGAAGCUAUUCAGGCUUUGAUUGAUCUCCACAAUUACAAUCUGGGAGAAAGUCACCAUCUGAGAGUUUCUUUCUCUAAGUCAACUAUUUAAAAAGGCAGAUAGAGAAGGAAGGUGUAUUGCAUUGUUUGGUGUUGUCACCUUUUGACUGUUCAGGAAAGUGGGGACCAGAGUUUGUCUUCUGUUUUUUUUAAUUUUUUUCAUGCUGUUAUCAUUCCUCAAUUGUUUAAAAAAAAAAUUUAAAAAGGCAGUGAUAUUAACUGCUAUUCAACUGUUCAACUGUUGUUUAGAUAAACCAUUGUUUUGUUUAAAAGAUUUCAAGUUAAUACCACAUUUUUUCAACUUAGUUGACGUACGUGCCUUAAAAAGGAAAAUUAGUACUGCUGGAAUUGCAUAACUAGUAAAAAGCAAAUUUGGUUGUCUGGGGCACAUUGUUACAUGAUAAUUUAAAUAUGUUUAGGCAGGGGUGUGUCAAAAGGUUAAGUUUUUGUUUUCUCCUGCUUGAUAGAUUUCUUUAUCUGCUGGCUUGUCACUUAUUUUUCUUUUUAAUUGGAUAAGAUGCAUUAUGCUGAAAGAGUAAAAUGAUUUUAUUUGAUUUUUGCUACUUUUUGCUUUGUGUUCUUUUUUUAAAAAAGGCCUUUUGUAUUUAAUUGUUCUGGUCUAGAUUCAGUUAUGAAUGUAGGCAUUAGUUAAAAUUAACAAGGUACAGAAUAUUAAUUUCUUAAAGGACAAAAAGUGACUUCUGUGACUUUGAGCCCUACGUGAAAAGCAUUGUGGAAUCUUAACCUUUUUGUACACACUCUUGUGGGAUGUAUCAUAUAAAUGUCGGCACUAAGUAAUGUCUUGUUUGUGGCUGAAUAUUUUUCGUAGAUGUUUUUGAAGUUGACAUGACUUACGUGCAUUUCAAUAUAUAUUGCCAUCUUUAGUUUGUAAUUAAGAUAUGGAAUAUGGUUGUGGAUUUCUGAGCAUGUACAGACUGGUCAAGCUAGUUCAGGAAAUGGUGCAUGUAUUUUUCAAUGAUGAAGAAAGUUUGCUGCAAAUGCUUGCAGGCAAUUUUGUGGCAGUUUUCUAAAACUGACAACCAGGUGGGACCAAAGUUUAUGUGCCUUUAGUCUUAAUUUACCUUGCAUUGUAAUAUUCAGUUUUAAUAAAUCUCUUCAAAAUAUUUUGUAUUUAGAAAUUGAUCUGACUUUACUAUAAACAUGGCUCAGAAUCUGCAGAUCCAGUUAAUUUGAAAGCAGUUCACUGACAGUCUGAACUGUUACCUUGAUUCUGUUUAAAUGACCAAUACUUUUUGAAAUUGAUGUACUUAGUUUCAAGAUUCAUAGAUUCUGUUAUCUAUGUAGAAAAAAAAAAAAGUCAUGUAUAUUUUCUAUUAGUUGAGUUUUUACAUCUUUAGAAUUGUAAAAUUCAGUAUAGUUUGGAAGUGGCACAAUUAAAAAUUAAUUUUCUAACAA
This is a messenger RNA of Hirundo rustica (Barn swallow), 3130 nucleotides long. It is a transcript of the gene PTBP2, whose product is annotated as polypyrimidine tract binding protein 2. Gene Ontology annotation, molecular function: mRNA binding. Gene Ontology annotation, cellular component: nucleus. The transcript is spliced from 14 exons. The record is from RefSeq and is a predicted model, not a curated record. Lineage: Eukaryota; Metazoa; Chordata; Aves; Passeriformes; Hirundinidae. Bases 156 to 1766 code for a protein of 536 amino acids. Gene Ontology annotation, biological process: mRNA processing; regulation of RNA splicing.